Messenger RNA from Esox lucius (northern pike), 2237 nucleotides. It is a transcript of the gene bag1, whose product is annotated as BCL2 associated athanogene 1. NCBI's taxonomy places the organism in Eukaryota, Metazoa, Chordata, Actinopteri, Esociformes, Esocidae. Bases 74 to 697 code for a protein of 207 amino acids. Gene Ontology annotation, biological process: protein stabilization. The transcript is spliced from 7 exons. Gene Ontology annotation, molecular function: protein-folding chaperone binding; adenyl-nucleotide exchange factor activity. The record is from RefSeq and is a predicted model, not a curated record. Gene Ontology annotation, cellular component: cytosol; cytoplasm; membrane.
UAAUGUUGCUCACAAGACGUUGAUCCACAACUGCGAAGUUGGAGUCACAUAGCUUUUUAAACCGCUUUGUGAAAUGGCGGAGAAUAGUGUAACGGUGACUGUUGCUUAUGGUUCUACAAAACACAGCAUCACGGUAACGCGGCAGGAUGGAAAUGAACCGGCGCUGAAAGACCUGUCAGAGGCUCUCGUUCAGGCCACCGGUGUCCCUGCACCCGCGCAGAAAUUAAUCUUUAAAGGGAAGUCUCUGAAGGAGAUGGAGGAAAGUCUGUCCAGCUUUGGGAUCAAACAGGGAUGUAAACUCAUGAUGAUUGGAAAACGGAACAGUCCUGAGGAAGAGUCAGAGCUGAAAAAGUUAAAGGACAUUGAGAAGUCAGUUGAACAGACGGCCAAAAAGCUGGAGAAGGUGGAUGGAGAGCUGACUGGUCUGAAGAACGGGUUCCUAGCUAAGGACCUACAGGCUGAGGCUCUGGGGAAACUGGACCACAGAGUGAAGGUGGCAUCAGAACAAUUCAUGAAGAUUCUUGAGCAGGUGGACUCUAUGACGUUACCAGAGAACUUUAGUGACUGUCGGAUGAAGAAGAAGGGCCUAGUAAAAACAGUUCAGGGGUUCCUUGCUCAGUGUGACAAGAUAGAAGCAGGGAUAUCAGACCACCUGGCUAAGAUCCAGUCCAAGAACAUGGCCCUGGCUGAUUCUUAAAGAUCUACUGGAUCACCAUCUGGAAUCUCUGACUAUGUCCAUCCCUCUGCCGUGCACCAGUGGAUCUCUCGCCCUCCACCAACCACUGGUCUCUCUUUCUGCUGUGACCUCAGGUCUCUCCCUCCACCAACCACUGGUCUGUCUUUCUGCUGUGACCUCAGGUCUCUCCCUCCACUAACCACUGGUCUCUCUUUCUGCUGUGACCUCAGGUCUCUCUCUCCACCAACCACUGGUCUCUCUUUCUGCUGUGAUCUCAGGUCUCUCUCUUCACCAAUCUCUGGUUUCUUUCUCUCUGCUGUGACCUCAGGUUUCUCCACCAACCUCUGGUCUCUCUUUCUCUCUAGUGUGACCUCAGGUCUCUCUCUCCACCAACCUCUGGUCUCUCUUUCUCUUUGCUGUGACCUCAGGUCUCUCUCUCCACCAACCUCUAGUCUUUCUUUCUCUCUGCUGUGACUUCAGGUCUCUCCACCAACAUCUGGUGUCUCUUUCUCUUUGCUGUGACCUCAGGUCUCUCCACCAGCAUCUGGUCUCUCUCACUGCUGUGACCUCUGGUCUCUCUUUCUCUCUGGUGACAUCUGGUCUCUCUCUGCUGUGACCUUUAGUGCCUGUUUCUCUCUGCUCUGACCUCUGGUGUCUUUUCUUCUUUAACCUCUGUUCCAUCUCUUUCUGCUGUGACCUCUGGUCUCACCAUGGUUUGUGACACUUCUUGCUUUCAUCCUCUACUUCUAACCAGGGGUGGAUUCAGGUUAGAAAUAGAGUACAAUUAAUGACCAGGUGGAAACAAAAACCUGAAGUUUUUGGGCUGUUCAGGUGGCCUUUCCCUGCUUUACUUGUUGCUCUGAUUCUGGCGUUCUCUGGUAGCUCUAUGGCAUUCUGAGCCACACAAGGGCCCUGAGCAGGAAAUACUGUACACAGUUGAAGUAGAUUUGUUGUCAUGGCAACAUAGCUCCCUUAUUGUGACGUAUGAGCUGAUUGGACAGAGUGACGUCUGGUGAGGAGAGAAGGGACAAGAGGACAAUGGCAGCUGCUGGAGAAUGUCCCCUGCGCUUCAUUCUCAGGGACAUCUGACAUGGUGCUCGCUGUCUGUAACAUCUUUGAACAAAGUAAGAAAACAACAUUAGAUCCUCUGUAGUCGCGUGCGUGUGCGUGUGUGCACGUGUGAGCGUGCUUGUGUGUGCGUGUUCUCUGUCAACAUGUGAGGACUUGAGAAGUUGGAUGAUUGUCCUUUUCUCCUGAUAAGUGGAUUUUUGGAUCCGCUGUAGUACUGUCAGGUCAUUAACGGUCCGGAAGGGCCUGUUGGUACCAGUUGGAGUCUAUCAUACUAUCAGAGAUGUCCACAGUUGUCACCAGCAUGUAAUAUGUCAUAUUACUCUUUACACUGACUGUAUUCAGAUAGAUGACCGCUCCUCCUGACCGGCUGAAAGACACGGGUACCUCUCGUUUCAUGAAUUCUGUUGUGUUGUAUCAAAUAAAACUUGAGGUAUGAUUGUUGUCACGUUGUGUCAAAUAAAAACUGACAUGGUUUUUGUUGCGCUACAAA